UGAUCCUCAUCUGUAGGCCAUACAUAUCCUCUUGUAUUCUUCGAUUCAAAACCCACAUUAUAAUUCUACUCUCGCUUGCCUCAUCCAUUCAUGGUCAGUUAUGGGAUUUCCCAAAUUCUUCUCUAUCCUCUCUGCAAAUGCAAACAAUCAAAACGGUUCUGUUCAAGAAAAUCUCAUAAAGAAUCCUCGUAAAUACUUGACGUUCCCCAGAUCUGUCUUUAACUACCUGGGACUGGGACGCCUUGCAGUAUCUGGAAGUGCAGAUAAAUCUGAUGGGAGCCAGAGGUCGGAGGAAGAAGAGAAGGUGUAUUCUUGGCUAUACGCCUUGGCACAAUCGGAUAAAGAUUUGGUUUUUGAGUACGUUCGCUCCACCGAAAGGGGCUUGAGCUUCACUGAAGCUGAUAGGAGGUUGAGAGAAAAUGGUCCAAAUGUUCCUCUUGGAUAUACUUUUCCAAAUUGGUGGCAUCUUCUGUGGCAUGCCUUCUUCCACCCUUUCAAUAUUAUUUUGAUUUUACUGUCUGCCCUCUCCUACAUUGCCAGUGAUAGCCCAAAUGGAUGCAUUAUGCUCAUAUUAGUUUUUAUAAGUGUAUCUCUUCGAUUCUAUCAGGAAUACACUAGUUCAAAAGCUGCCAUGAAACUCUCUGAGUUUGUAAGAUGCCCUGUUAAAGUUCAAAGAUGUGCUGGCAGAGUUAUUCAGACAGAGUUGAUUGUUCAAGUUGAUCAAAGGGAUAUUGUUCCUGGGGACAUCGUUAUUUUUGAACCUGGAGACCUUUUUCCUGGUGAUGUUAGACUACUAUCUUCGAAGCACCUUUCCGUCAGUCAGUCCUCAUUGACAGGCGAGUCCUGGAUAACUGAAAAAACAGCAGAUGCUAAAGAAAAUCAGAGAACUCCUUUGCUAGAGUUGAAAAAUAUUUGCUUCAUGGGAACAAAUGUUGUAUCAGGUAGUGGAAUGGGUUUAGUUGUUUCGACAGGAUGUAAGACUUACAUGAGCACCAUGUUUUCAAGUAUAGGAAAGAAAAAACCACCAGAUGGCUUCAAUGAUGGCAUCCGAUGCAUAUCCUACGUGCUCAUCAGCGUAAUGCUGGUAGUGAUGGCAAUCAUAAUAUUGAGUGAUUAUCUUAAGUCUCGUGAUGUGAGUGAGAGUGUUCUUUUCGGACUAUCAGUUGCAUGUGCACUCACUCCGAAUAUGCUUCCCCUUAUUGUUAACACGAGUCUUGCAAAAGGAGCACUUGUCAUGGCCAGAGACAGAUGCAUCGUCAAAAGCUUAGCUGUUAUACGAGAUAUGGGAUCCAUGGAUAUCCUAUGCAUCGACAAGACUGGUACACUCACCAUGGACCAUGCAAUCAUAGUUAAUCAUCUUGACAGCUGGGGUUCACCCCAAGAAAAGGUUUUACGCUUUGCCUUCCUGAAUUCCUACUUCAAGACUGAUCAAAAAUAUCCUCUAGAUGAUGCCAUUUUGGCAUAUGUGUUCACAAAUGGAUACAGAUUCCAGCCAUCCAAGUGGAGUAAAAUAGAUGAAAUUCCUUUUGAUUUUAUACGAAGAAGAGUAUCAGUUAUCUUGGAAACUGAAUCAAAUGCUUCCCAAGGAAGAAAUAGCCACACCUGUGAUAGAUUCAUGAUAACCAAGGGAGCAUUGGAAGAAGUGAUGAGAGUUUGUUCUUUUAUAGACAAUGUUGAUGGGAGUGAAAUUGUUACCUUCUCUUCAGAAGACUAUCAGAGGAUUCUGAAUAUGGGAGAAGAAUUAAGCAACCGGGGACUAAGGAUAAUAGGAGUUGCGAUAAAAAGGCUACAAAUGCAAGGAAGUCAUCCAAACAUGGCCAAUGAGGAGAUCACUGAAUCAGACAUGGUCUUCCUUGGUGUAAUAACGUUCUUUGACCCCCCAAAGGACUCAGCAAAGCAGGCUCUAUGGAGGCUAGCUGAGAAGGGAGUAAAAGCAAAGGUAUUAACAGGCGACUCGCUAUCUCUGGCAGUAAGGAUUUGCGAAGAACUUGGCAUUAGAACCACCAAUGUAACUACAGGACCGGAACUUGAGCUACUAAAUCAGGAUGACUUUCAUGAGACUGUUAAAAGUGCAACGGUGCUUGCUCGGCUAACCCCUACUCAGAAACUCAGGGUGGUGCAAUCCUUGCAGACUGCUGGUGAACAUGUCGUUGGAUUCCUAGGGGAUGGAGUUAAUGACUCGCUUGCAAUAGAUGCUGCCAACGUGGGUAUAUCAGUUGACUCAGGUGCAUCGGUUGCAAAAGACUUGGCAGACAUCAUUUUACUUGAGAAAGAUCUGAAUGUACUUGUCGCCGGGGUUGAGAACGGUCGCCUCACUUACGGCAACACCAUGAAGUACAUUAAAAUGUCUGUUGUCGCCAACAUAGGAAGUGUUCUCUCACUCCUGAUAGCAACACUGUGGCUAGAAUUUGAGCCAUUGACUCCGAGGCAGCUCCUUACACAAACUUUCCUUUACAGUGUGGGUCAAAUCGCAAUCCCAUGGGACAAGAUGGAAGAAGAUUAUGUAAAGACCCCCCAGAAAUGGUCUGAGAAAAGUUUGCCCAUCUUCAUAUUAUGGAAUGGCCCUGUGUGCACCCUCUGUGAUCUGGCGAACCUUAUCUUUUUGUGGUUCUAUUACAGAGAUUACAACAUAUUCGAUGUCAAAUUCUUCCAUUCUGCUUGGUUUAUUGAAGGCCUUCUAAUGCAGACCCUAAUUUUCCACUUAAUCCGAACGGAGAAAAUCCCCUUCAUUCAGGAGAUAUCCUCGUGGCCUGUAAUCUGUUCAACGGUGGUGAUCUCUGCCAUUGGGAUAGCAAUUCCUUCCACACAAGUUGGAAAAGUCAUGGGAUUCACUAAUUUGCCAUUCUCAUAUUUUGGAUUUUUGGUUGUGCUUUUUCUAGGGUAUUUUACAGUUGGUCAAGUGGUCAAGAGAAUGUAUAUUUUGAUAUACAGAAAAUGGCUGUAGAGAACAGCGAAAGAGAAUAUUAUUCAGAAUGAAUAAUGUAGCGUCUAUGCUUUUACA
This is a messenger RNA of Populus nigra (black poplar), 3001 nucleotides long. RefSeq lists its product as uncharacterized. Gene Ontology annotation, cellular component: membrane; intracellular membrane-bounded organelle. Gene Ontology annotation, molecular function: P-type magnesium transporter activity; ATP hydrolysis activity; ATP binding. NCBI's taxonomy places the organism in Eukaryota, Viridiplantae, Streptophyta, Magnoliopsida, Malpighiales, Salicaceae. The record is from RefSeq and is a predicted model, not a curated record. Bases 101 to 2944 code for a protein of 947 amino acids. The transcript is spliced from 8 exons. Gene Ontology annotation, biological process: magnesium ion transport.